CAGUGCAGUGCCACUGCCGUGCUCUCCAUAGACUGCUCUUGUGCUGAAAAGCUACGUGUACUUUCCUACUUUCCUAGCAAACGUUACCGUUUUGUAUCAUCGUUUCUUUGGUUGACUACAAAUGGCCCAUUUGACAACAAAUCCAAACGACAAAGAAAGAUUUAUUUGCAUUUACCCCGUAUAUAUCAACAGCAAGAAAACCUUAGCCGAGGGCCGCAGAAUACCCACGGAAAAGGCUGUUGAAAACCCCUCGUGUGCAGAGAUACGGGAUGUUUUAACAGCGGCAGGAUUAAAUAUUCUGGUGGAGAACAACAAGAUGCACCCUCGUGAGUGGAACAGGGAUGUACAGUUCAGGGGAAGAGUUCGUGUCCAGAUCAAAGAGGAGGAUGGAAAUCCUUGUCAAGAGAAAUUUUCCUCCCGUAAAGAUGUGAUGUUUUACGUAGCAGAAAUGAUCCCAAAGUUGAAGACAAGAACACAGAAGAGUGGAGGUGGGGACACAGGAGCACAGCAAGGAGAGGGAGGCAAGAAGGGCAAGAAGAAGAAGAAGUAGAUUAUGUGUCUGUGGGUCCACUUGUGAUUUUUGGGGGUUUCUUGAGUUUAGGAGCUUUAUUCAAUCUAAGCAGAGGGUUGUACAAUUGUAGUCAUCCUCAGGUAAAAAUGCUGUUUUUUUUAUUAGAUUGUUGAGGAUUGAUGGUUAAUUUUGUGUUUACAAUCACUGUUGUUGGUUCGAUAGAAAUGCAGUUUCUUUUUAAUUUGCAUCUGAAUUUGUAUCUGCAAACAGUAUGUCAAAUACAAUGAACCACAGUGAAAGAGACAAAGACUUCAAAGGAUUGCCAUGACCGGGAGCAAUAACCACAUCCUUAUGUAUGUUUCAACAUGGGGGAUAUGGCAAAACUCCCACUUUUUUUCUUUACUCCUUUCUUAUGUUAUAUUUACUUUUGGAUUUUUUUUUUUUUUAACAAGGAACAGAAGAGGCAAAUUCUUGGGAUACUGAAAAUCUUGCUUGGCCAUGCUGAAGCAUGUGAUAGGGACACAAAUGUGUUGCAGUGAAUGGAGCAGGAGUGUUACAUUAGAGCUGCACAUUAUAUAGGUUGUGGCCACAUAUUUGUAUUCCACUCACAUGAUUUAAGGACUAGUGGGUGUGCUUCAUUUUCAUCAACAUGGUUUUACCUCUCCUCUUCCAUUGUAGAAAUUGUGCGAAAGGAUGUCUGAUUUAAUAAUGAAAAGCAGUCAUGUAAUAAAGGAUUCACAAAUA
Messenger RNA from Alosa alosa (allis shad), 1255 nucleotides. RefSeq names its product signal recognition particle 19 (gene srp19). Lineage: Eukaryota; Metazoa; Chordata; Actinopteri; Clupeiformes; Clupeidae. Gene Ontology annotation, molecular function: 7S RNA binding. The transcript is spliced from 5 exons. Bases 122 to 550 code for a protein of 142 amino acids. The record is from RefSeq and is a predicted model, not a curated record. Gene Ontology annotation, cellular component: signal recognition particle, endoplasmic reticulum targeting. Gene Ontology annotation, biological process: SRP-dependent cotranslational protein targeting to membrane; SRP-dependent cotranslational protein targeting to membrane, signal sequence recognition.